UCUAAGAAAAUGUCUGACAAUAAACAAGAAGCAGUAUAUAAACCUGCAGUUGACCAAACAAUGCAACAAGAAACGUUUGUUUCUGCAGCAGCCACAGAAAUGGAUAAUUCAGACAUCAAACAAAAGAAGACAAAAGUAAAGAUGAAAAGACAACCUAAAAAGGCCACUAAAUGCAAAACACACCUUACCCAAGCAAUCACCGAUAUUAGGGAACAGUUUCCUGUGCAGCAAGAAAAUUCAGUUUUAAACAGAAAUGCGAAUUCAAGGUCAGAAGAUGUGACAAAGAAAUGUAUGAAAAAGAGAACAACAGCAUUGGAAGUCAGAAAUGAUCAACCAGAGGACCAUGCUGAACAUUCGGUUUUGUCUCCACCAAUAUCUCAGAGUAAGGAUGCAACACAAGACCCUUGCAUAAAAACAGACACUGUGAGUGAAACAGCUGAAAGUCAUGUUGAAAGUCAUGUUGAAAGUCAGGUUUCCAUCACUUCUGAAGAUGUUGCAAACCCUCAGAGGUCAACAAAGAAGGCAAAGAAAACACAAAGCAAUAUUCUAGAGCUGGCUCCCAGAGAGGACAAAAUGUCAGAUGUCUCAUCGGUCGUAAGCAGGGUAGCUUCUGAAAAUUUUGAAACGGACAACUGUGACCAGCAUUUGAAGAUUCCCAAGAAGAAAUCCAAGAAAUCCAUGGAAAUUGUAGAAACACAUGGAUUUGGUAGUGUUUCUUUGUCGGAGGACAAAAACAGUGGAUCAGAUGAGGCAGGUGUCAUGGUCACUUUUACACAGGUUGAAGAUUUAUGUAAACUGUCUGAUGGUCAGACUGUAGGAUCACAGCAGUCUGAAAAAGAUGGUACUGUGGUUGAACAAAAAGACCUCAAAGCUACAAAACCCCCUAAGAAAAAGGGUAGAAAAGCUGGACGAAAGAAAAGAAAGAUGGCAUGCCGGUUAACUCAAACAGUUAAAGAAGAGGAACAUAAAGAUAUAUGUCAUGACAACAGAAUUGCCUGUGAUUUUCAAAACAACACACAAAUUCAAUUUUCUGAUAACUCACAGAGGAUAACAGACAUUCCAGAAGAGCCAGUACUGAAUUCAAGAAAAUCAACCCGGACACAAAAAAUAAACUCAGAUCCAGUAGUUGAGAAUUUGUCAACACAUGGCAAGAGCACAGUCUCUUCAGACAUCACUAAGUGUCUUGGAGAGACUCAUUUAAGUUCCAUGCAGACUGCUGAAUUUGAAGACCAAAACACUGUUGAGAAAAAGUCAACAAGACGAGGAAGACCCCCUUCAAAGAAAAACAAGAAAAAGAAGUUAUCUGUAGAACAUUUAGAAGAUAAUGCCUCUCCAUCUGUACAGAUCUCAGAUCUCUCUCCAUGUCAAGACAGCACAGAAAAUGGUGCCAAUUUUGAAGACCAAUACACUGUUGAUAAAAAGCCACCAAGACGAGGAAGACCCCCUUCGAAGAAAAACAAGAAAAAGAAGUUAUUUGUAGCACAUUUAGAAGAUAACACCUCUCCAUCUGUCCAGAUCUCCGAUCUCUCUCCAUGUCAAGACAGUGCAGAAAAUGCUGUUGAAGCAGCUGCAAGUCCAGUAGAGCAAAAAGUUAUGGAUGAAAAUUUAAUUGUUACCAAACAGUUGGGAACUGACCCCUCAGAAUCGCUUCAGAGUGCUACAGAUCCCUUGUCCCACAGCAUUCCUACAUCUUUUAAUGAGGAAGGGAAUACAUCUUUACCUUUGCCUGAGACACAAAAGAAACAGGAUCUCUGUGAAGAAACUGCUAAAGAAAAUGGUGAUAUGCUGGCAGAUAUAAAAAUUGAGACUAAGGGAACAAUUAAAGUACUGAAAGGAAGAAAACGUGGUCGGAAGAGACGAAAACACACUGUUGAACCAGCCAAGAGUUUACUGACAAAGUUCAAUAUAACCAGUGAAUGCUCCACUGAAGACAAGAAUAAUAUAGUUACACCAGAGAAAAAUGAUAAUGAGAAAACCAAGUUAGGCAGUGAAGAAAUGAUCUCACGAAAAACUGCAGGGACCUACAAGAUAACACCAAAAACAGACGUCUUAUGCAGUUCUCCCACUGACCUAUCUUCCAGUUUAAUGAAAGAAGUCAAUGAGUACAAAGUGGAAGAACAUAUUGCUGAGCCAAGUGGAAAAGAUUCAGUGAAGGUUUCCAUGCAACCCUAUAAUGAUAAUACAGGAGCCUCAAAAGGAAUUUGUAAUUUAAUUUCUAGUAAUGUGGUCAAGGAAGAGUCAGAACAAAUUUCUCUGGAUGCAAAAAUUAAACCUAAUAUUACUCAGGAAGCAGAUGUACUAAGUGUGGAAACAACAGGGGGAAAAGUACUCGAUAACUCACCUGAGCCAGAAAAUUCACUUCAAGCUUCUACAGAACAGAAGGUGGAAGACUGUGUAGUCCCAAACAAAGUAACUAAUAACAGGACAAUAAGAUCCAAGCCUAAAGAAAUAGUGAAGAAACCUCUCACAUGCAAAUACUGUGGUGUUUCCUUUCGGCACAUUACAGCAUACGCCAUUCAUCAACGCAUUCAUACAGGUGACAAACCCUACAAAUGCAAGACCUGUGGAAAAGCCUUUGCUCAACUGUCUAAAUUAAAGUCCCACCGUAACAUACAUAAACAGGAUACCUCUUUUCCUUGUCCUUGCUGUAGCCAAAGGUUUUUGCAGAAAGAUGAUUUGCUAUGUCAUUUUAAAGUCCACCUUCAGGAAUCAAAAGCAAACAGUGAACCACGGAAGCACAUAAGGAGCAAGAGAAGUACUUCAUCAAAUGUGUCUUCAGAGAUCCCAAACAAUUAUGGGUGCCUUAUUUGCAAGAAAAGCUUUGUAAACCACGUCAAAUUGCAGAAUCACAUGCAAGUGCAUGAAGUGGAGAAGCCCUUGACUUGUAAAGACUGUGGGAAGACAUUUUUAAAACAUUCAAACCUCACAGCUCAUGAAAAAACCCACUGGCCUGUUAAACCAUAUGCUUGCUCGAUUUGUGGAAAGGGGUUUAACCAACUAAAAGCCCUAAAAAAGCAUUCUCAAGACCAUGCUGGUGAGACACCUUUCUCCUGCUUUCAUUGCGGUCAUGGAUUCAGUGCCUUGUCUGCACUUAGGAUGCACCAGGCAUCCAAAACAUGCAUCGCAAGGAAAAAUGAUGAGGCAAGCAAUAACGUUGAGGGCUUCAUUGUAAGUCAAGGAGUUGAUGGUCAAGUGAACACACCAGUGUUCUUCAAGUGCCAAAUAUGCAAACAGCUUUUCAGGAAAUGGUGCCAAUACAUUCUUCACCUUCAAACACACACCAACUCUCCCCCAUACAUUUGUUUCUCUUGUGGACAAUGUUAUGAGAAGGAUUCAGAAAUGAAUGUUCAUUGUGAGGUUUGUUGCCAGUCAAGUGGGGAGGAGAAGAUUUGUGGUGCGUCACUCACCGAAAUCAUGCAAGGUGUUACCCACACCUACCCUUUAAAGUGUACCUCAUCUCAGAGUUCCCAAACGCCAGCCAGCUCAGAACAGCUCCUGCAACUCCCUCAACUGAUGGAUGUGGAACCUACACAAACAAGAGAUACAGAUCUUUCAAAACAUUCUAAAACCUAUUCACCCAUCAAGCUUCCAAAUGCUCAAUCACCUGCUCGUUCUGAUGUUAACUGUACUUCACCAAAUAGCUCUCUAGAAUGCAUUGAAAUCACUCAGAGUCUUUGGAAGUUUAAAUGUUCACGUUGUGGUCAGCGAUUCGAGAGGUACAGGGCUUUGAGUGCCCAUCUGCAAACGCAUGCUCCUGGUUUCAGAUAUACUUGCGCACAUUGUGGACAGUUCUUCGAAAGAUGGAGUAAAUUAUGGCUACAUCAGCAACGUCAUCGCCUAAAAAGCCGUUGUUAUUCCUGUACGCAGUGCAGUCUGCAAUUUCGUUUCUUUAGCUCUUUUAGAGAGCAUAUGGCCGACCACGCGGGGCAGAGGCCAUAUGCUUGUCCGCUCUGUCCCAAAACCUUCAUUCAGGAGGCAAGCUUACAUGCUCACCAAUGUGAGUCUCAUAAACGUUGUAAAAGACUGAAAUGUGAUGUCUGUUCUAAGACUUUCAGUAGUUUGAGAAACUUAAUCAAGCACAGUCUUCUGCACAAUGGUUCUACCUCUCAUGUUUGUCUCCUUUGCAAUCUCUCAUUCACAAAUACAAGAGUCUUACAGGAACACUUGAAAACGCACACUGCAUACCAUGGACCAGCCCUCCCUGAUAUCCCACCAAAGCCACUUGAUUUUCCUCACAAAUGCAAACGGUGUAAAGCUAGCUUUUCAACUGGAGAUCUGCUCUACGCUCAUCAGAUACGCCAUUCUAGAGAUGCAAAGACUCAUAUCCGUCCAGCAGUAGUACCUACCUCAAAACUGUCCGAUUCUUGUCAGAAUGAGACACCAUCUACCCCGCCUUCCACUCGCAGGAAUCAUAUAUUAAACCUCAAUCUUGAUGGCAUACCCAACGACGAUAGGCUGUAUGUUUAUUCCCACCCUGACAAGCUCUAUGUGUCCCCUAGUCGCAGAGUACAGCUUCCGGUCAUUAAUUUGGACCCUGAUGAACCAGAGGAGGUCUCAGACUCUCAAAAUCCUGGUCCUGAACUUCCAAACACUGAAAUCACUUCUCAUUCCGACAGCAUAAACCUACCUCAGGCCACUUCGGAUCAGGAAACCACCAACCUAAAUUCAAGCGAAAGCAUAAAGAUAAUGGCAAAUGGUCAGCAUAAUUACAGCCACAAGUAUCAGAGAAGCCCUUCGUUUGUGGAGACAAGUGUCGACAUGGAAGUAGAAACACCUGCUCGAGGAGAGGAUUCAGAGGAGAGUUUUGAAUGUGCAGACUGUACUGAAAAACUAACGAGUGUGUUGGGCCUUUAUGAGCAUUACAUACUUCAUGCAAUGGGAGAUGCGUUUGUACAAGUACACUGAUCAUUGAUAAUGCUAGAAGGCAGAUGUUUUACCACGUGUAUUAUGCUUUGACACAAAUAUGUGUUGAUGACAUCUGUUUUACAGUUCCAAUGUUUAAAGCCAAUAUUGGCAGAAUGUUUAACUCGUAUUUUUAAUCUUGAACAAACAUAGGAAAAGUUAGAAUUACCACGAUUCUUCCUUCUAACAUGCUUUUUAACCCUCAGGUUCAUUCAGUUUAAAAGUUGUUGCUCACUAGCCACUCCUAGAUACUGUAUUACUGGGGUCAUGCCACUAUGCCUUAUCUCAGUGAUCUCUGUACUGCCAUUUAUCAUCUCCUUUUGUGCCUUCAGUGAUAGUUUUGGUUCUGUAAAAGAUCUGUAAAUAGAUAUACAUAAGUCUGUAUAACUCCACAACCACUGUCCUUCCUCUGUUAAAAAAAAACAACAAAAAAAACCCCUCCUGGUUAUGUUUUCAACACCUUUUAAAAUUCAAUUUUGUAAUACAGAGAGGUGGUUAAAUGUUGGUUAACCUUAAGCGUUCAUAUAUGAAUGUCUGGAUAGGACAAGAAUAUACUGUAUAUUGUAAAAAUGUGUAGAUCUUGAGAACAUUUCUGGAAAAAAAUAAUGGCUUUGAAAAGAUCCAAAAGAUUUUUGCUUUUUUGAUUUUUAAAAAAAUAAAGCAUACUACUUGUCAUGUGUAAUAUUUUCA
This is a messenger RNA of Labeo rohita (rohu), 5592 nucleotides long. RefSeq lists its product as uncharacterized. Gene Ontology annotation, cellular component: nucleus. The record is from RefSeq and is a predicted model, not a curated record. The transcript has a single exon. Bases 10 to 4905 code for a protein of 1631 amino acids. NCBI's taxonomy places the organism in Eukaryota, Metazoa, Chordata, Actinopteri, Cypriniformes, Cyprinidae.